Messenger RNA from Henningerozyma blattae CBS 6284, 1488 nucleotides. RefSeq names its product histone acetyltransferase GCN5 (gene GCN5). Bases 1 to 1488 code for a protein of 495 amino acids. NCBI's taxonomy places the organism in Eukaryota, Fungi, Ascomycota, Saccharomycetes, Saccharomycetales, Saccharomycetaceae. Gene Ontology annotation, biological process: chromatin remodeling; positive regulation of transcription by RNA polymerase II. The record is from RefSeq and is a predicted model, not a curated record. Gene Ontology annotation, molecular function: histone H3 acetyltransferase activity; protein binding. The transcript has a single exon. Gene Ontology annotation, cellular component: histone acetyltransferase complex.
AUGGUAGAAAAAAGUGAAUCGAAAAGAGAUGGACAUGAAAUUUUUGAAGAUAAAGUAAAUAUCAAGAAACCUAAAUUACUUCAGGAUGAGAAUAUCAAUAUAAACUCUGGCAAUGAAAUAGCUACAAAUAGUGAAGAGAUGCAUAAAGAACAUCAAGAAAACCUGUUACAAGAGAAUGAUAGCAAUCAAGAAAAUCAAGAAGGUGAUCAUAUUAAAGAUAAUACGCUGGAUAAUGUAAAGAACCAGCAAGAUGCUGGUAAUCAUUCUGUGAUAAGUGAAGACCAAAACAAAGAUGUUAGCGUGAAAGCUAAUGAUGAGAAAGAUAACGACCUUGAGGAUAACAAGCCUAUUGGUAUUCAAGAUGAAAUUGCAGAUCAAGACAAGGGUAUCAUUAAAUUUAAUUUUGAUGGUGUUGAUUAUAAAUUUAAAGAAAGAUCGAGUGUCAUAGAGGAAAAACAAGGGAAAAUUGAAUUCCGUGUUGUUAAUAAUGAUAAUACAAGGGAAAAUAUGAUGGUUUUAACUGGUUUGAAAAAUAUAUUUCAAAAACAAUUACCUAAAAUGCCAAAAGAAUACAUUGCAAGAUUGGUUUAUGAUAGAAGUCAUGUUUCUAUGACAAUUAUACGUAAGCCACUGACUGUAGUUGGUGGAAUUACUUAUAGACCUUUUGAAGAUCGAGAAUUUGCAGAAAUUGUGUUUUGUGCCAUUAGUUCAACAGAACAAGUUCGCGGUUAUGGUGCUCACUUAAUGAAUCAUUUGAAAGAUUAUGUACGAGGUACAACAAAGAUUAAAUAUUUUUUGACUUACGCUGAUAAUUAUGCCAUUGGUUAUUUUAAAAAACAGGGAUUUACAAAGGACAUAACGCUAGAUAAGAAAAUUUGGAUGGGGUAUAUUAAAGAUUAUGAAGGUGGUACCUUAAUGCAAUGUUCAAUGUUACCUCGUAUACGAUAUCUUGAUGCAGGUAAGAUUUUACUAUUGCAAGAAGCUGCAUUAAUGAGAGUUAUCAUGACAAAAUCUAAAUCUCACUUAGUUAGAAAAGGUUUAGAACAAUUCAAAGAUUUAAAUAAUAUAAAUCCAAUGGAUCCAAUGGAUAUUCCUGGAUUAAAAGAAGCAGGGUGGACCCCUGAAAUGGAUAAGCUUGCUCAACAGCCUAAAAGAGGUCCACAUUAUGCUGCAAUUCAAAAUAUUCUAACAGAAAUUCAAAAUCAUGCUUCUGCUUGGCCAUUCUUACAACCAGUCAAUAAAGAAGAAGUCCCAGAUUAUUAUGAGGUUAUUAAAGAGCCAAUGGAUCUAAGCACUAUGGAGAUUAAAUUAGAGAAUAAUCGUUAUGAAAAAAUGGAGGAUUUUAUUUAUGACGCCAAAUUAGUUUUUAAUAAUUGUAGGAUGUAUAAUGGUGAAAAUACUUCAUAUUUCAAAUAUGCAAAUAGGUUAGAGAAAUUUUUUAUCAGCAAAGUUAAGGAAAUUCCUGAAUAUUCUCAUCUGGUUGAUUGA